Aspergillus glaucus CBS 516.65 is the source of this 405-nucleotide messenger RNA. RefSeq lists its product as uncharacterized. Lineage: Eukaryota; Fungi; Ascomycota; Eurotiomycetes; Eurotiales; Aspergillaceae. The record is from RefSeq and is a predicted model, not a curated record. Gene Ontology annotation, molecular function: succinate-semialdehyde dehydrogenase (NAD+) activity. The annotation marks the transcript as partial. The transcript has a single exon.
AACAUCGAGCCCCUUACCCGCAUUCUGAUGCUCGAAAACGGCCGCCCAAUCACCGGCGCCAAACAAGAGAUCCAAUACGCCGCCUCCUUCAUCAACUGGUUCGCCGGCGAAGCAACCCGCUCUUAUGGAUACAUGACUCAAGGCACAGCACUGGGCAACCGGGUGGUCACUAUCAAGCAGCCCGUGGGUGUAGUUGGGGUAUUGACGCCCUGGAACUUCCCGUCGGCGAUGAUCACGCGGAAAGUCGCGGGGGCGAUUGUGGCAGGAUGUACUGUCGUGAUCAAGCCGGCUGCUGAGACGCCGUACUCUGCGCUGGCGCUGGCUGCGUUGGCUGAAAAGGCGGGGUUGCCGGCUGGGGUGUUGAAUGUGGUUACUACGGAUGGAAGAUCUCGUAGACCUUCCUAA